Aspergillus versicolor CBS 583.65 is the source of this 240-nucleotide messenger RNA. RefSeq lists its product as uncharacterized. NCBI's taxonomy places the organism in Eukaryota, Fungi, Ascomycota, Eurotiomycetes, Eurotiales, Aspergillaceae. The record is from RefSeq and is a predicted model, not a curated record. The transcript is spliced from 2 exons. Bases 1 to 240 code for a protein of 79 amino acids.
AUGAAUUUCUUCCUGCUUAUUUUUCUGGUGUUUUUCACGCCUCUAAUACUAUUCCUAGCAUGGCUUGCUUUCUCUUCUUGUCUAGGUAGCCGGUUUCAUUCUCGGUUCGUUAGGUCCGCGAGGCCGGGGCUCGACUCUUACGGGAGGGAUUACCUUCGCACGAUGGUCAAUACUGGCCCCGCCAUGUCCGAGCAAAUCGAGCUGGACAAUAUGCUGGUCGAAUCCGAUCAUGAAGAAUGA